Brassica napus (rape) is the source of this 821-nucleotide messenger RNA. RefSeq names its product basic leucine zipper 43-like. Lineage: Eukaryota; Viridiplantae; Streptophyta; Magnoliopsida; Brassicales; Brassicaceae. The transcript has a single exon. Gene Ontology annotation, molecular function: DNA-binding transcription factor activity. Gene Ontology annotation, biological process: regulation of DNA-templated transcription. The coding region runs from base 69 to 641 and encodes 190 amino acids. The record is from RefSeq and is a predicted model, not a curated record.
CACCCCUUCUCAGCCAAUCUCUACCAUAACCUCACCCUCUUUGAGAUCUAACUAGAGAGAAAUUGACCAUGCAUCCAAAUUAUGAUAGUUCAAGUAUAAACAACAUGCAACAACAAGACUACUUCCACUUAAACCCCUAUUACAACAACUUAAACCCUUCAACCAAUAACAAUCUCAAUCUUCUCUCAUACCCUCAAAUUCAAGAACUCAAUAAUCUACAAUCUCCAGCAAGCAACAACAACUCUACCACGUCCGAUGAAGCAACUGAAGAGACAUUCGUCAUCAGCGAGAGAAAGCAAAGACGUAUGGUAUCUAACAGAGAAUCAGCAAGAAGGUCAAGAAUGAGAAAGCAAAGACACUUAGAUGAGCUUCUCUCGCAGGUUGCUUGGCUUCGAAGCGAGAACCACCAGAUUUUAGAAAAGCUUAACCAAGCCUCGGAUAGCAAUGAUCUUGUUCUUCAAGAGAACUUGAGUCUUAAAGAGGAAAACUUGGAACUUCAACAAGUUAUCACAUCUAUGAAGAAGCUUGAAGGGGGAAGCACAAGUUUCCGUGGUAGAUACUGUUCUUCUUCCUUGGAUCAUGACUUGGAUCAAGACUUCUCUUGUAUUACAAAUGAUCCAAGGACUCAUCAUCCGUCAUGAGUUGUUUGUGAUCGAACUUAAUAAGUUUCAGCCCAUAUAUUUCUAGGCUGAGAAUAAAGCGGAUUUCUUAUGUAUUUUUCACUGAGCUAGCACCGUUGAUAAAUUAUUUUUUAACGGUUUAACUACGUACUAAAGUUUGUGUUAUCUUUUGAUGAAUAGUGAAUUUGAAGAUUACGUCUA